AUGUUGUUAAUAGCCACAGCCUUACUUGUAACAGCCAACGUAGCGAUGGGAGAACCAGGAACAGCAGCUAACGCGGUCAAGGACGAGUGUACUGAGAGAAAGUACCUGGCCAACUUGCUUACGCAUUUUUCAGGCAAACUAAACAACCUGUUUGGUACAGUUCAAGCCUUGAGCAAACAACAAAAGCAACUCAGACUCGCAGCGGAACAACAUGCAAUGACUAAGGUCGGAAUGGCAUAUACACUGCUAGAGGCAAUUUCAUCGCAGCGACUAGAUAAGGCAAUCAGCAAACAGCAGGCGGCAACAACCACCGUAACUCAGCUCUCAGAGCAGGUGGGGAGCAGGAUAGGGCUAUUACUGCUGUCCCGGGUGAAAGCCGGUGCCGCGACGGUAAAGUACACAACACCGGCCAAAGAGGACACAACAACACCCGCGAAAAACGGCGACUUCAGCACAAGAUGCGGGGUCCAUCCAAUCGUGACACCGCCAGCUAACACAAAGUGCAACACGGAACCGGCCGACAGCGAGCUAAAUAAGGCUGGCGAGCAGAUAGCCAGCGAAACAAAACUUAAGUUUCUUAGUGCAACCACGAUCAAAGCGAUUCCAUUGUUCGCUUCACUCCAGGCAAAGAGCACGCCAAGCACAACAGCGCCGCUAACAGCUAACGACGGAUGCGGCAACAAUGCUGGCGGCGGCACCAACGGCAUAGCCAUCCAAGGUUUAGCGACAGUAGACAAAACAAUCGCGCAUGACACAAUACCAAUCGAAACAGAAAACGCAUGCAAAACACCAAAGCCAAACAGCAACGACGACCCCACAGAGACGGCCAACCUUGUCUACAAGGUCUGCCUGGCGCAAAAAGCUGACCUAGCGAUGCAGCCGGCGCUCAGCAGCGAAACCCUAGACGAACUAGCAGCCGAUACUACCGCACAAGAGGCAGCGCUAAUCCUAACCGGUCAAAGCACAAAAGAGCAAGACGCAAACAAACGCAAAGCAGCAGUAGCGAAUGUACUUGGUAAGGGAAAGGAUACAGUUGCCAAGAAGUUUUUAGAGAAACUGACAGAAACUAACGUGGCUCUAAAGCUACAAGACGACGCUCAACCAGUGAGCAUAGAGACGGCAAGCGGAAACAAUUUCCACAAAGCACUGGCUUUAUUUACGGCUCAAGCACACCAGCGAUCGGUGCCACCAGAAAAACCCACCAAUGCUGAGGGUUCUCCUAAGCAAGCAGACUCAGGAAGCAAAACAGAAAAUAAGAAAGACGGGAGUAAUACUGCUAAACCUGUAUGCUGCACCUUUCAGAACCAGACAGCGUGUAACAACGGACAGAACCGCAAAUGGGAAAAUAAUACUUGCAAGGAUUCCAGUUUCCUUGUCAAAAAUAAAUUCUCCAUGAUGGUUUCUGCCUUUGUAAGUUUAUUAGAAUUCCACCUUUCUAAAGAUUAUUGCUCAAAUUAA
Messenger RNA from Trypanosoma brucei brucei TREU927, 1458 nucleotides. RefSeq names its product variant surface glycoprotein (VSG, atypical), putative. The transcript has a single exon. The record is from RefSeq and is a predicted model, not a curated record. Bases 1 to 1458 code for a protein of 485 amino acids. NCBI's taxonomy places the organism in Eukaryota, Euglenozoa, Kinetoplastea, Trypanosomatida, Trypanosomatidae.